UCCUAAAAUAGAAAAAGGUUUCCUUCAGUUUCUCAAACUCGUCAUGGAUUCGGUUUCUUGCUGAGGAAGCAAAAAAAAAAAUAGAUACCAAAAAAAAAUAAAUCAAAAGGUAUAAUGGAAUCGAGUCCGACAAAGAAAGGCCUACAGUCACAGUCAUCAUCCGUGAGUCGGCCACCUCAGGCCGUGAAAUUCGCCCGUCGGACAUCCAGUGGUCGCAUCGUCAGCCUCUCCCGCGACGAUGACAUCGAUGUCUCCGGCGACUUUUCCGGCCCAAACGACUACAUCAACUACACUGUUCUCAUGCCUCCCACUCCCGACAACCAACCCGCCGGUUCCACGUCGGAGGCCAAACCCGACGCCUCUGGCCCAUACCAACAGACGCGGUUCGGCUCCGACUCCGGUCAUAGCGGCGGUGUUGGCGGCGACGGGCCCGUGAUGGGGAAUAAGCUCGAGAGGAGAUUAUCGGUGAUGAAAUCGAACAACAAAUCUAUGCUUCUCAGAAGCCAGACCGGAGAUUUCGAUCACAAUCGAUGGCUGUUCGAAUCCAAAGGAAAGUACGGAAUCGGAAAUGCGUUUUGGUCGGAAGACGAGAACGCUUACGACAGCGGCGUGAGCAUGUCGGAUUUCUUCGACAAGCCAUGGAAGCCCCUCACGAGGAAGGUCAAGGUCCCCGCCCAAGUGCUCAGUCCGUACAGGUUACUGAUUUUAAUCCGUCUGGUGGUACUCUGCUUCUUCCUCGGGUGGCGAGUUCGGAACCCUAACGAAGACGCGAUGUGGCUAUGGGGACUAUCCAUUGUCUGCGAGAUUUGGUUCGCUUUUUCUUGGAUUCUCGACAUCCUUCCGAAGCUAAACCCUAUAAACAGAGCGGCCGAUCUCGCUGCCUUGCACGACAAGUUUGAGCAGCCGUCUCCGGCCAAUCCCACCGGCCGAUCCGAUUUGCCCGGCGUCGACGUUUUUGUAUCCACAGCCGACCCAGAGAAAGAGCCUCCGCUUGUCACUGCAAACACCAUCCUCUCGAUUCUGGCCGUGGACUAUCCUAUCGAGAAGCUUUCUGCUUACAUCUCAGACGACGGUGGUGCCAUUCUCACUUUCGAAGCAAUGGCUGAGGCAGUUCGCUUCGCUGAGGUUUGGGUUCCAUUCUGCAGAAAACAUGACAUAGAGCCGAGGAACCCGGACAGUUACUUCAGCCUGAAAAGGGACCCGACAAAGAACAAGAAAAAGCCAGACUUUGUCAAAGACAGGCGUUGGAUCAAACGUGAGUACGACGAAUUCAAGGUAAGGAUCAAUGGUCUACCUGAGCAAAUAAAAAAGAGAGCCGAACAGUUCAACUCGAAAGAAGAGCUCAAGGAAAAACGGAUGGCCCGUGAGAAACACGGCGGCGUAUUGCCACCAGACGGCAUUCAGCUGACUCCAGCCACUUGGAUGGCUGAUGGCACGCAUUGGCCUGGCACCUGGUUCAGUCCCACGGCUGAUCAUUCCAAGGGCGAUCAUGCCGGAAUCUUGCAGAUAAUGAGCAAAGUGCCUGAGCUCGACCCGGUGAUGGGUGGACCGAACGAGGGCGGGCUCGACUUCACGGAUGUGGAUAUCCGUGUGCCGAUGUUCGCGUAUGUUUCGCGUGAGAAACGCCCUGGCUACGACCACAACAAGAAAGCUGGUGCCAUGAACGCCAUGGUUCGGGCUUCAGCUAUUUUAUCAAAUGGUGCUUUCAUUCUGAAUCUGGAUUGUGAUCACUACAUCUACAAUUCCAAAGCUAUCAAAGAAGGUAUGUGUUUUAUGAUGGACCGAGGCGGCGACCGGAUUUGCUACAUUCAGUUCCCGCAGAGGUUCGAAGGGAUCGAUCCCUCUGACCGAUAUGCCAAUCACAAUACCGUUUUCUUCGAUGGUAACAUGAGAGCGCUUGAUGGGCUACAAGGUCCUGUUUAUGUCGGGACGGGCUGUAUGUUCAGACGCUAUGCUCUCUACGGCUUCAACCCUCCUCGGGCCAACAACUACCUGGGCAUUUUCGGACAGGUCAAGACUCCUUCUGCAAAUGCCCGAGCUCGGUCCCAGACCGAUACUGACUCGGAUACACAGCCUCUCACUGACGACCACGAGCUCGGCCUGCCCAAGAAGUUUGGCAACUCGACCAUGUUCACUGAAACCAUCCCAGUCGCCGAGUACCAAGGCCGACCACUCGCUGACCAUAUGUCUGUCAUGAACGGCCGCCCUCCCGGCGCCCUUCUUCUCCAACGGCCGCCUCUCGAUGCCCCCACUGUGGCUGAGGCCAUUGCUGUUAUCUCUUGCUGGUAUGAGGAUAAUACCGAGUGGGGAGAUCGGAUCGGAUGGAUUUACGGAUCGGUGACUGAAGACGUGGUGACGGGCUACAGGAUGCACAACCGCGGUUGGAGAUCGGUCUACUGCAUCACCAAACGGGACGCCUUUCGCGGGACCGCUCCGAUCAACCUCACCGACCGUCUCCACCAGGUCCUGCGGUGGGCCACCGGGUCCGUCGAGAUCUUCUUCUCCAAGAACAACGCCCUGUUCGCCACUCGCAGGCUCAAAUUCCUCCAACGCGUCGCUUACCUCAACGUCGGAAUCUACCCUUUCACUUCCAUCUUCUUGGUCGUCUACUGUUUCCUCCCUGCUCUGUGCCUCUUCACCGGCCAGUUCAUAGUUCAGAGCCUCGACAUCCAUUUCCUCAUCUAUCUACUCUGCAUAACCCUAACCCUGACCCUGAUUUCGCUCCUCGAGGUGAAAUGGUCGGGAAUCGGACUCGAGGAAUGGUGGAGGAACGAGCAGUUCUGGCUAAUCGGAGGCACGAGCGCUCACCUCGCAGCUGUGAUUCAGGGAUUGCUGAAAGUGAUCGCAGGAAUCGAGAUCUCGUUCACCCUGACAUCGAAAUCGGCAGGUGACGACGAGGACGACGUAUACGCCGAUCUAUAUAUAGUGAAAUGGACGAGCCUGUUCAUCAUGCCGUUGACGAUCAUCGUAGUCAACCUGGUGGCGGUCGUGAUCGGCGCAUCGAGAACGAUCUACAGCGUGAUUCCUCAGUGGAGCAAACUGAUGGGAGGAUCGUUUUUCAGCUUCUGGGUUUUGGUGCACAUGUACCCAUUUGCGAAAGGACUGAUGGGUCGGAGAGGAAGAGUUCCGACAAUCGUCUGGGUUUGGUCGGGACUCGUCUCCAUCACCGUGUCUCUGCUUUGGAUCACAAUCAGCCCGCCGGAUGAAGUUACCGGCGGCGGAGGAAUCUCAGUUUGAGAUUUUUUUUUUGUUGGGUGUGUAUGUUUUGUAUCAAGUGUUGUUACUCGCUAACGUACACGUGAUUAGACUGGGAAUUACGAAGACGAUGAAAAAAACCCAUGUAAUUGUAGAUUAAUUCAAUUGCCAAAAUAACAAUUUUCACUAAA
This is a messenger RNA of Tarenaya hassleriana, 3386 nucleotides long. RefSeq names its product cellulose synthase-like protein D1. The coding region runs from base 115 to 3237 and encodes 1040 amino acids. Lineage: Eukaryota; Viridiplantae; Streptophyta; Magnoliopsida; Brassicales; Cleomaceae. The transcript has 7 exons. Gene Ontology annotation, cellular component: plasma membrane; trans-Golgi network. Gene Ontology annotation, biological process: cellulose biosynthetic process; plant-type primary cell wall biogenesis. Gene Ontology annotation, molecular function: mannan synthase activity; cellulose synthase (UDP-forming) activity. The record is from RefSeq and is a predicted model, not a curated record.